CCGGACGCUUCAGUUUCCCUCCAAACCUCCUUUCGCUCGUUUGACGACGAGUCGAACAGAUUCGGCGCUUACCUUCUCUUACAAUGGUCUUCCCAUUGGCGCCGGCGCUGCGUAGGUCCCUUUUGUCUCGCGGGGCGACCUCCGCAUUCCUUCACCGCUCUGCUUCCUUCCUCGCCGGAAGGACUGUGCAAGUCGGUCUGGUGCAGUCUCUGAGGGCGUCAAAUGUACAGCUUAGCAGGACAAGAUGGCAAUCGACUGCUGCCGCCCCUGCGACCGCGCACUUUACUGGCUCGGCCGAAGAUGAGCUUGCUUUCGGUGAAGGCGACGGCGGGGAUAGGCCCGCACCCACCCUCGACACGCUCCAGGGCAAGGUCUCCGAGGAGACGCUCAAGGGUCUGCGCGACAUGGGCAUCACCCGGCUCUCCCCCGUCCAGGAGGCCGUCUUCUCCCACCUCCCCGCGCUUGCGGUUCCCAUCUCCCAGCGCCCAGAGGGCAGCAAGGACACACGGGACCUCCUCGUCAAGGCGCGCACGGGCACGGGCAAGACGCUCGGCUUCCUCGUGCCUGCGAUCGAAAUGCGCAAGCGCUCGAUCGAGGCCGCGGGCGCCGCGGCGCUGAAGGAGGCCACUAACGAGUCGGACACGCGCCUGCGUAGACAGGCUGAGCGCUCGUUUGCGAGGGGGAACGUUGGUACCCUGAUCAUCAGUCCGACCCGCGAGUUGGCCACGCAAAUUGCGGCGGAGGCAAUCAAGGCGACCAAGUACCACGGCAUGGAGGUUCGCCUGUUCACGGGCGGCGCCAACAAGAGGAUGCAGAUGCGGGACUUCCUCAGGGGUCGGCGCGACAUCGUCGUUGCGACGCCUGGUCGUCUGCGGGAUCUGCUCACCACGGAGCCGGAUAUGAAGGCCGCAUUCGCAAAGAUGGACUUGCUCGUUCUCGAUGAGACCGACACUGUCCUCGAGAUCGGUUUCCGCGACGACCUCGACGCCAUCAGCGAGUACCUUCCGACGGCCGAGCACCGUCAGACCCUCCUUUACUCCGCUACCGUGCCCCGGAAUGUCCAGCAGGUCGCUCGCAACUUCAUGCACAAGCAGCAUGAGGUCAUCGACUGCAUUAAGGACGACGCGCCCCCCGUUCACGCCCACGUACCGCAGUACUUCACACUCCUCCCCAGUGCUCGCGACCAAAUUCCCCACCUCCUCCGUCUCAUUGCUCACGACCAGAUGACGAACCCUGGACACUCGAAGGUCGUCGUCUUCUUCCCGACAUUGAAGCUCACGCAGCUCUUUGCCACCAUCCUACGGAGUCUGGCCUCGAAGACAACACCUGCAGGUCGCGCCACGCGUGUCCACGAGCUACACUCGAAGAUGACGCAGGCCGGGCGUGACAAGGCGUCGCAGGCGUUCAGGAGCGACACGUCGGGCGCCGCCGUCAUGGUCACCUCCGACGUGUCUGCUCGUGGGGUUGACUACCCGAAUGUCUCGCGUGUCAUCCAGGUCAGCAUCCCCUCAUCGAAGGAGCAGUACAUCCAUCGCGUUGGCCGCACCGGACGCGCGGGGUCGAAGGGCGUUAAUCCUCGCGGUGACCUUGUCUUGCAUGAAUGGGAGGGCGCGUUCGCAACUUGGGAACUUGCGGACAUCCCUAUCAAGCCCACCUCAGUUGACGCGCUGAAGGACGAGGUUGCGGACCUGGCCUCGAAGUUCGACGCAGGCGAUCUCCAGCUUCCAUCCGAGUUGCGCCGCUCAAGAUUAGCGGAGUCUUGGACAGGGGACGCCAGGCAAGUGGUGGACGAAAUCGAGACCGCUACGCAGCAGUUGUUGCGCCGCGUCGACGAGAUCGCCGUGCGGGAUACCUUUGUCUCGAUGAUUGGCUUCUACUCCGCGAAGGUUGAGACACUGCGCACCAGUAGGGAUGCCGUCGUCGAGGCGCUGCGUGCGUGGACAGUAGACGCCAUGGGGCUGGCGCAGCCGCCAUACGUGUCACCGAGCUUCCUGCAGCGGAUCGGCAUGGGCGACACCGGCAAGAAGAGCAGCCGUGGCGGCGGAUAUGGCAGCGGGUUCGGGCAGCCGAGGGAGCGCUCAACGAGGAGAGGAGAUGGGCCGCGGCUAUCGAAGCCGUGGACGGGCAGGGGGCGGCCAAGGUCUGAUGAACAUGAAGACCGCGGCGGCUAUGAGGGAAGGAGGGAAAACAGGGGGUACGAGGGCCGCAGGGAACGCCGCGAAUUCGACGGGCGGAGGGAGUACCGCGACCGUGACGACUUUGGCGGCAAGAGGGAGCGCAGGAACUCGUACGAGUCCCGGCGCGACCGCUUCGACUUCGACGCUUGAUCGCGCCGCUGGUCGAUCUCCCAUCCCCUUUCCCCUCACGACACACGGCGGCAGGCUCACCAGUGAGUCUGGCCGCAGACCUGAUGCUGCAUGGUGGCGGCUAACCGCCAUCCUGGGGUCGCAUCCACCCCAACUCACGUAGAAUACUUGUACAGUCACUUAAUACGGGGCGCCUAGGGCGCCAGAGGCGCUAGCCACCAAUCACAACUCACUCCUCCGGGGAGAUGCUCGCGCGCCAUU
Schizophyllum commune H4-8 is the source of this 2567-nucleotide messenger RNA. RefSeq names its product DEAD-domain-containing protein. The transcript is spliced from 3 exons. Gene Ontology annotation, molecular function: ATP binding; nucleic acid binding. Lineage: Eukaryota; Fungi; Basidiomycota; Agaricomycetes; Agaricales; Schizophyllaceae. Bases 84 to 2327 code for a protein of 747 amino acids. Gene Ontology annotation, cellular component: mitochondrion. The record is from RefSeq and is a predicted model, not a curated record.